Plasmopara halstedii is the source of this 1413-nucleotide messenger RNA. RefSeq lists its product as uncharacterized. The coding region runs from base 1 to 1413 and encodes 470 amino acids. The transcript has a single exon. The record is from RefSeq and is a predicted model, not a curated record. Lineage: Eukaryota; Oomycota; Peronosporomycetes; Peronosporales; Peronosporaceae.
AUGCCUCUCACACCUGGUGGUAACUCGGCAUGGGGUAACAGGGAAUUACUUUACUUGAUUGAAGCAUGGGAUGAGGUCAUAGACGACCCAAAGGAUCGUCUCAUGCUUUCUACGGGAGAACGCGCUACAUUACACGCACGAUUUUGUGUCAUCGCUAGUUCCAAUCGACGAAGUUUAUCAUCAGUCACUCGUCAACAUCAUCGAGUGUGUACAGCGUAUCGGUUGAUUGUAGCUACAAACAAGAAAAGUCUUAAAAGAGGUACUCCUAGCUGGUUUGAAUUGUCGACGGCUGAGCAACACGAGCUUCGUCGAGCUUAUACGAAAAAGGAAAAGGGGUUGUUGAUUCUAAGUCCAGAACUCUUUCGAAAGAUUGAUCGUAUGUGUGGUAAUAAUGGUGGUGGAAAAUAUCACAAGGGGAAAGAGUUAAGCAAAAAAGUUGUGAAAAGGAGUCCACAUGCCAAGAAUCCUGAACCUGAAGACGAGGCGGAAUUUGUGGAUACUCCUAAAGCUGCAUGGACACCACAAGAUUGGGCAAUGUUUGUGGAUGCAUGGCAAGAAGCUGUUGAUGAAUUUAUUGACUAUGGAAACGAACCUGAUGAAAAGGUCAAGUUGCCAAAUUGGUUAAUUCGACAAAAGUUUGUUGCACUCGGUGGAUCGCAGGAUACAACAGUGGGGUCCAUUACGGCCAAGAAACGAUGUAUCAUUCAUUCGUACAAUUUUAUUUGUCAAUGUGUGAAUGGAUUGGAAGCACUAGAUGGCAGUGACUGGUUUGAUUAUACGUUUACCGAACGUUUUCGUUUGCAACGAAAACUUGUUAAUCCCAAGUCGAGCCAACGUGUCGGCUGUGAAAUUGAUCGAGAAACGUACCAGACGAUUGGCAGUGUUUUAGAAAAAGAAGAAAUUCUUGAAACUAUCACAGUUACCGGUCGUAAGCGAAAGCGAGGUCGUAGGAAGAUACGCAAGUCAUCGAUGUCGUCCGAUCCAUCAUCAGACCAGUCAGUAAUACAAUCACCCACUUCAUCGUUGUCAGAAGAUGCGGAUGACAUGUCGGAAGCAGAAGAUCCACCGACUAAACAUCCGUCGCCAAUAGUAAAUGACGACGAAAGGUCUCAAGUUGAUGAACAGGUUGUUGAGGCGUUGCUAGAGGCUCAGAACGCUCGAUUUGAGCAACUUUUACGUGAUUUACGAGAAGAAAGAAUGGAGGAGCGCAAGCAGAACCAAGCGAUGUUGUUAGCGAUAUUACACGAGCGCAAACCAACGGAUGAUUUGACUGAGAAUGCUACGUACAUGGAGGCACUGGUUGGAAAACAACAGGAACAACUUGUGAGUUUGUUUGCACAGAUGCACAAGGAACGACAGCAAGAAAGAGAGGAUUUUCAUGCAUUGCUUCGUCAAUUGUGCUCCCGAUCGUAA